Rotaria sp. Silwood2 is the source of this 1125-nucleotide messenger RNA. The record is from the annotation of a GenBank genome assembly. NCBI's taxonomy places the organism in Eukaryota, Metazoa, Rotifera, Eurotatoria, Philodinida, Philodinidae.
AUGAUAACAUCAAAUCGUCCAAAACCACCAAUUAAUGUUUUGGAUAAACGUGUACCACGAAAUCCAAAAUAUGAAAAUGUUCAAGCAACAAUUGAUACAGGUGAUAGUUUAACAAAAUUUCUCAAACGAAAUGAAGAAUUACGUGCAUCAAGUAAACAACAAGUUGGUGAAAUAUUUAAACGUAUGAAAAUAUCGACACUUGUUCAAUUGAUAAUUCAAGUAGCAGAAAUCAAUUCAUUAGAUACACCAAAAAAUGCUGAAUUUGAUUCAUUUGCAUCACAACGAACAUUUACCGAUACGGAUCGACCUAAUACACAAGAUAGUCAGAUAAGUGCAGAAACAACACGAUCAACAUUACAAAGUGUUAUUCGUGGUGUUGGAGAAAUGGAUGUAUAUAAUAAUCAUCAAAAUCGUUUUUCAACAACACCUGCAACACCUAAAACUCCAAUGAGUAUACAAAAUAAUUUAGAAUUUGAAGAACGACCAUAUUUAAUUGUUGAUCUUCGUGAUAAAGAUGAAUUUCGAGCAAAUCAUAUUGUUUCAGCUCAUCAUUAUCCAGCUGCUAUGCUUUCACGUUGUUCAAAUAAUGAAUCUAAAGAAUUACUUAUUUAUAAAAAUCAAAAAGGCAAAAUUAUUAUCUUGUAUGAUGAUGAUGAACGAAUUGCACCAAAUGCUGCAACGAUUAUGGUAGAACGUGGUUAUAACAAUAUUUUCUUACUUUCUGGAGGCUUGAAAUAUGCUAUUCGAAAAUUUCCUCAUGGUCUUUUGACUGGCUCAUGUCCAUUAUCAUGGACAUCAUCAGGUACACCACAAACACCAUCAACAAAAGUUAAACGUUCACAAUCAAUGAAUACUAAUCGUCAAGAAACACCCGUUGGUCAAUCUGCUGCUAGUGUAACACGACCUUCAGCAGGUCCUAUGGUUAGAUUUGAUGUACGGGAAGAAUUUACUAAUAAUGAUAUUGAAGAUUUAAAUGCACAACUUGAAAAAAAUUUAUUACCAACCGAUAGUGGAACUCGUUUAUCACGCUCACAAACACAAGCAUCAAAACAAAGUUCACGCUCAUCAAUUGCUUCUGAACGAUCAAAUAUUAGUAAUGUUUCGGAUAAACCAUGGAAACCAUGA